Molecule: messenger RNA, 2869 nt
Organism: Pogona vitticeps (central bearded dragon)
Lineage: Eukaryota; Metazoa; Chordata; Lepidosauria; Squamata; Agamidae
Gene: BCL2L12
Product: BCL2 like 12
Biological process (GO): regulation of extrinsic apoptotic signaling pathway
Source: RefSeq, a predicted model, not a curated record
CCUCUAGAAGCCGGGAAAGGAAACCAAGGUUGGCGUCCCGAGAGUGAGCGGCGCAUGCCCAGGCCUGUCGGUGUGCCAACUUUUCAAGGAAGUUUUGUGGCAUAGUUUAUUAAUUCAGGUUGGUAGGAGCGCUUCUCUCCUUUUCUGAUCGAGGAUUAAAUUUGGGGUGACGACCGUCGGGCAUUUUAUUCUUGAGGCUUUUCCGAUCUACUUCCGAAUGUGCUGGAGAAAAGAAGGACGAAAAAGGCGAUGAAUGGAGUUGGGCAGGAAGAGCACACAAGCAGAAGAAACCGAGGCUGCAAUGCCAUACACUUAGCUAGGAGUAAAGUCUGUUACACUUAGUAAGGCUUACGCUUGAGGAAACAUGGAUAGGGUUUGCAGUCCCGGUCUUGAAAAUCAUAUGCGUCUGCGAGUAUGAGAGGCGUGAUGCUAAAUGUAAGGGAGGGGGACUUUUUUGAAUGCCCUCCUCCUCUUGCAGACCUGCAGGCUCAUGGCUGGGAGCCCGCUGCCCCACAGGAAGAAGAUAGAAGAAGAGACCCGAUUGGUCCUCGAGGCAUUUCUACAAGGGGCCCUAAGCCAUGGGAAGUCGGGAGCCCCAGGUCAUGUUGGUCGUGCCUACCAUGACCCCCAAAGUUACAUGCACAGAAACCCAAAUGAACAUGCCCAACACUGUCCAAGCUGGACUCCUGUCCAUGAGGAAAUUAACCGUGUGGAAGAGAAAAAACAUGGCUUCCGCACCAGUAUCAAGCAGCUAUUGCGACGACGGACUGGCUCACGAGAUCCUGCUGAGAGCCCUCCUUUCUCUAAGAACUCUUUGAAGCGUCCCAAGGGAGGAGGUGAAGCAGGGGAGGACACCCGCCAGAAACGCACCUUCUCUUUCAAAAACCUCUUGCGGAAGAAAGGCACCGACUCAGGGGAAAUCACAGAUGAUCCGGUGGCUUCACCCCAGCGCCCUGAUUCUUUGCCUCUUGAUGCCUGCUACUGUCAAAAUCAGCCACUCGAGCAACAGGGCAUUGAGGGAACUGAUGUGGAAGGUGCUGAGUUUUAUACUUUAGUGGCCCAGAAACUCGACCACUUGGUGAAACAGCAACAACUGCUCAGCCCUGUGGCUGCCAAAAGCUUGCCCUUUCCUCCAGAGCAGAGCAACACACUUCCCACAGAUGCUGUAUCCAGCACACCAGUUAAUUCAGGAGAACUUCCAAGAGAACUUGAUGAGAAACAAAAAGAACAAAUCCUGCAGAAGCUGAUUGCCCUCCUGGAAGAGCAGGCUGGAGUCUUCAAUAAAGAGAUUGAAGCUGACCCGUUUCUACGCAAUGCCCUCUCCCGCCUGUCCUACCGCAGCUUCUCUCGCUUGGCUGAGGCCUUCACCUCGCGUACUCCGCCGAGUGUCCCCAGCCCUCAGCUGGCCAAGCUGGCUCUCACCAUGGAGCUGACACGGAAAGUGGCUGGUAUCAACAGCCAUACCGUACACACCCUCAUGGGCUACAGUCUGCAAUAUAUGGACAUGUUUGUUCCUUGGCUUCAGCAGCAAGGUGGCUGGGAGAGCAUUGUGGCCCAGGAGGAGAUAUUUGACCUGCAGCUGGACUAGCUAUGAGCCAGUUUUAUGACACUUAUACAGAGGAGCGUAUGUUCUUCGAAGUUGUUUGAAGAAAUUGACAGUUAAGUUAGUAACUUGUUUGAGUUAUCCAGGAAAUCUCAUCUUGUCUCAUUCCAGCAAAUUAAGGAAGAAACGUUUGGCCUAGCAGCCAUGAGUGGAAUGUAACUUUUAACUCUAUUACUGUGAUCUAGAAAUCUGCAUUAAGUAGUUCUGAAUGUGUGUGUUUGGAGUGAAUUGGAGAAAUGGCAAUAUUACUCUUAUUGGCAUGUUGUAUUUAUAUGGAAGAUAUCUUCCGGAAGGGCUUGAUGUUUUUUCUUUUUAUAUUUAACAUCUGGAGAAGCAGUUUAAGGCUCACAGAUGAAAGAAGUAGGCAAAAACAAGGAAUUGGAGUACGAAAUGUUUAGAAUUUCAUGUUCUUAAGGCACUUGGAUAGUGACUUAUUAGGUGUAUACAAUCUUAUUGACCAAAAAAGCCAUUGCCAACGUUUGCCCUCUAGACUACAAUUCCUGUUAUCCCAGACUGUUAGCUAGGAUGUGUAGGAAUGAUGAGACCACUACACAAAUAGAAUGGACUGAGUCCUACUUCCAGUUCUGUUCAAAUGUUUUUGAUUUGAAGCAGAUAAUUUGUAAUGUAACUGUGUUCCUUUGGAUGGCUACUUGGAAAUGUGUAACUAAAUUUGGUGCUGCAUCAUAGUUUUACCUAACUGUGCAUAAUAUUAUAACCUAAGGAAGUCUGAAGGACAUCUUGUUCUAUUAUGAACUUGUUCAAUGUUGAGACAUUUCUUUUCUAGGGAUCCCCAUGAGGUGACACAGGAGAAGGGUGGCACCUCUUCUUUAGGAUGCCUUGCUUUUGUCAUGUGAGACCAAGUGAAAUUCUUAUUUGUUUGUCCAAGCAAACAACAAGGAGUUUUAAAAAGAACUCAAUCUUAGCUUUACUUUCAAUGCCUGAAUUUUUUUUCUUCACCUGUUCUAUACUUAUUUUAUUUGUGGUUUUAUUGCUCGCUAAAGGUUUGGGAAUUCCGGGAAUAUUUGGGGAUUGAAAACUGGAGACAGACAUAACAGGAAUGAAACAACUAAACCCCCUACAACACUAAAUUGCAAGUUGCUCCUGUUAAAAGCUCCAGAACCAAAUUUCAAAUAAAUAUACAUAGGAUGGAGUUGCAAAUCUCUGAAAAUAAUUUAGACUUCAAACUCAGGAAUAUGGGACUAUUUCUGUGGAGCAUUGGUGACAAUAUUGUGUUUGUUUUUAAAUAAAGCUUUAAUUUCAAAAAUA